UGUGGUCUUCAGUUGGGAGCAACGAGCCAUAAUGUAAGAGUGCACUCCGCGGGAUCCGACAACCAUGUAUACAGCGAUUAUACAAGCAACACUCGAUCAGCUGAGACGAUGGUUAUAACUAGUACCAGUUCAGUUGUUAGCUACCACAUCAUUCAUUUCCCGUCGCUGCAGCGGUGCGUUUAGUUGCCACCGGUCACGGAAAGCCGAAAGGGUCUCCGAAUUUCGAUUCCGUAUUUCUCGUUAGUUGGCAGCCGUCCGAUUGCAAGCGAUGGCAUCCGUGUUUGCCACACCGGCGUCUGGUUUGAUGCACGACAGCAGCUUUCUACAACUGAGAUGCGCUCUGAGACAGGACUGCGUUCCCAGCGAGGUGGCCUUACCCUAUAUACUGUACGACAAGCAGCCAUCUCCUACAGAGACAGCAUCCUACUUUCCUGGCUUGAGUCAGAAGGUCAUCGACGAGGACAUGAACUUGUGCACGAUGUUCAAGGAAGGUGCUGCGACAUCUUCCAGCGAUCUGCUCACAGUUCUACAAGAGUUCUACAGCAAGCAGGUGGCCACGCUGGAGAAAAACAGAUUCAUGGCUCUGGUCCGAGAUUCUCAAAUUACCGGUUCCGAAGUUGCCAUUCACAGUUAUUACAAUAGUAAGAGACAGGAGCUGAUCGACAAGAUCGUGGAGCGUCUGCGUGUGAUGAGUGACAGUACGGUGGCGCAGAGCAUCCUGCGACGCCGGCGGAACCUCUGCCCCGCAGCCACGCGGGUCAUGGAGACGUGGUUCGCCCGCAACAGGGACCAUCCUUAUCCCAGCAAGAAGGAGCGCACCCUGCUGGCAGCCGCUGCCGGCAUCACUCAAACACAGGUCAAGUCUUGGUUUGCAAACAAGAGAAAUCGAGGUCAACACAAGGGGACCAUGUCGAAGUUUCGUAAGGAUAAGCAUCAGCCAUCCGCGUCAGCGAAGUCGCCAUCUACAGGACUGACGCAGUCUCAGUGCAGUCCUGAUGGCACAUACAAACCGGAGCAGAACUUGUCAUCUACCCAGCUGGGCGAACCACGGACACUACCAUCAGUACGUCACAGCAGGCAAGGCGUCUCGGAAGUAAUGGAAGUGGUGGCGUUGCAAAACUCGAAUCCUCAGUUGGACCAUAUGGGACCAGGUGGAAAGAUGCGGCUGCAGACAAUUGGAUUGCCACAGCUUCCAAGCUCGACAUACUACAGGCCGGGUGGCAUGGCACGCCAACCACUUCCCAGCGAACUUCUACCUCUUAGCCCUCUAGUGCUAAAUGGACACUUCUUCAGGACCUAGUUAAUGACAGACUAAACAUGGAUAACAGAAUGACCAUGGUUACGUGAUAUUGCUCUGAAUGUAUAUAGGACAAGAUGUGAACCACAAAAACUAAAUAAUGUUGAUGGUUUUGUAAUGUUUAAUUCAUACAUAAUGCGUAAGUGUUUAUACGUCUAUAUUCCUAAUUACAAUUUCACCAGUGUAAAUAUGAUAACUGCAAUGAUAACCACUAAUAGCGACCAUAAACUUUAUAACUAUUUAAUCAUGUAUUGAGUUGACAAUUUUAAGAUUUGUCAUUUGUUUGUCUUCACUUUAAAUAACAAUAAAGCUUGAUUUAUUUAUAAUAUGAA
Priapulus caudatus is the source of this 1629-nucleotide messenger RNA. RefSeq lists its product as uncharacterized. Lineage: Eukaryota; Metazoa; Priapulida; Priapulimorpha; Priapulimorphida; Priapulidae. The transcript has 4 exons. The record is from RefSeq and is a predicted model, not a curated record. Gene Ontology annotation, molecular function: DNA binding. The coding region runs from base 269 to 1300 and encodes 343 amino acids. Gene Ontology annotation, biological process: regulation of DNA-templated transcription.